GACAGACGGACAAAUGUAGCGAGUGAGAAAGAGGGGAGGGAAGAUUGGAGGGAGGGAGAGAGGAAAUGGGAGAUGGGAGCUCAGGGUGGUACAGGGAGAGAGCUGGCGCCGGCAGCGGACGGCCGAUGAGCGGUGAAACUGUGAAACGCUCAGGCAUUUAUCAGGGACACCCUCCUGGGUCCUUUCUCGCUGCCCGGGACUGCGGGAGGCUGGCCCUUCUCCCGGCUGAGGCUGCUCAAGAGCUGCGGUUGGGUCACCGCUUCAUGUUUUUCUGCCGAUUCUGGGGAAAGAUGGCAACUAAUGAUGCUGUUCUGAAGAGGCUGGAGCAGAAGGGUGCAGAGGCGGAUCAGAUCAUCGAGUAUCUCAAGCAGCAGGUUGCUCUUCUCAAGGAGAAAGCAAUUUUGCAGGCAACAUUGAGAGAAGAAAAGAAACUUCGGGUUGAAAAUGCUAAACUGAAAAAAGAAAUAGAAGAGCUAAAGCAAGAGCUGAUUCUGGCAGAACUUCAUAAUGGAGUGGAACAAGUACGUGUUCGAUUGAGUGCUCCACUGCAGACUAACUGUACUGCUGCUGAAAGUGUGGUACCAUCUCCAUCAGUAACAACCACCGCCUCUUCUGGUACAAAAGAACACAUCAAAGGGGGAGGAGAAGAAAAGAAGGUAAAAGAGAAGACUGAAAAGAAAGGAGAGAAAAAGGAGAAGCAGCAGUCGGCAGCGGCAGGUGCUGACUCCAAGCCUAUCGAUGUAUCGCGCCUGGAUCUUCGAAUUGGUUGUAUUGUUACUGCCAAGAAACACCCUGAUGCAGAUUCACUGUAUGUCGAGGAAGUAGAUGUGGGAGAAGCUGCCCCACGCACAGUCGUCAGCGGGCUGGUGAAUCAUGUUCCUCUAGAACAGAUGCAAAAUCGGAUGGUGGUUUUACUCUGUAAUCUGAAGCCUGCAAAGAUGCGGGGAGUACUGUCUCAAGCGAUGGUGAUGUGUGCCAGUUCACCAGAGAAAGUGGAGAUUCUGACCCCUCCCAACGGGUCUGUUCCUGGAGACAGAAUUACUUUUGAUGCUUUUCCCGGAGAGCCGGACAAGGAACUGAACCCUAAGAAGAAGAUCUGGGAGCAGAUCCAGCCUGACCUGCACACCAAUGCUGAGUGUGUGGCCAUGUACAAAGGAGCACCCUUUGAGGUGAAGGGGAAGGGAGUUUGCAGGGCCCAAACCAUGGCCAAUAGUGGAAUUAAAUAAAUGGUCUGUAACUGAAAGACAUUGGUGAAACUUAAUAACAAUAAAGAGAAGUGUGUUUAUCACUUACAUAUAAAA
Mus pahari (shrew mouse) is the source of this 1301-nucleotide messenger RNA. RefSeq names its product aminoacyl tRNA synthetase complex interacting multifunctional protein 1 (gene Aimp1). The record is from RefSeq and is a predicted model, not a curated record. The transcript is spliced from 7 exons. Gene Ontology annotation, molecular function: tRNA binding. The coding region runs from base 66 to 1226 and encodes 386 amino acids. NCBI's taxonomy places the organism in Eukaryota, Metazoa, Chordata, Mammalia, Rodentia, Muridae.